Esox lucius (northern pike) is the source of this 2855-nucleotide messenger RNA. RefSeq names its product zinc finger protein 184-like. The transcript is spliced from 4 exons. The record is from RefSeq and is a predicted model, not a curated record. NCBI's taxonomy places the organism in Eukaryota, Metazoa, Chordata, Actinopteri, Esociformes, Esocidae. The coding region runs from base 363 to 2243 and encodes 626 amino acids.
CCCACCCGCGACAUUAUAAAACAUCUAUUGUGCAACACGGUCCUUUGGUCAUUUAGAAGUCAUUGAAUCUUUGGGGUAUAAACGUGACCUAAUUCGCAUAUCACGUACAUCAGCUCAUCGUCGUAAUAAACCUUAUAUGACACGUUUUAAUGACUCCUGCUAUACAGGGCAACUUGUUAAAAUAAGUAGUCUGCUAGUUAGAUAUUGGAUGAAAUGUCUAACCCAGGUCUAGAGUAUGUCGUCACUUUGACGUGAGCUGUAUCCUUUCUAGCCAUCACCAUUUCCCUCCUGGAUUCUUAUUUUUUCUCCCUUUUUGAGAGAUCUCAUUUUAUACCCCUGCACACGGGAUCACGGAUUCCAACAUGCCUUCUACACCGGAGGACGUGUUUAAAGCCCCAGUGGAUGACAGUCACACAGCGUGUCUCUGUCUCUGGAAGAACCAGCAGACUUCCAAUCUGACUGCUGGGUCCAGGCCCUGCAGAAGGCACCUGCUGCCUGAGGGAGAGGAGGACCUCAUAGAAUCCCUGCAGUUCUCUAUCUCUGAAGAGGAGGUUCCACCUGAGCAGCAGCAGGAGUGGAGCCCCAGUCUGGAGGAGGAGGACCCAGAACCCACACACAUUAAAGAGGAACAGGAGGAACUCUGGACAAAUCAGGAGGAAGAGCAACUUCCAGGGCCCUUUGAUAGCAAGGACUCCAUAUUUUCUCCUCCGUGUGUGAAAAGUGAAUGUGAUCAGUGGGACCCACUUCACAAAGCCAUACUAACUGAAUUUCCUAGUCUCAGUCAGUCCAAAACAUCUAAAUUAAAGACAUUUCAUGUGUUUUUAAAAGAGCUUGUAGCACCAACUGCCGCUGUGAAGAUUUUUGGGGCAGUUGAGAAAAUGGUUUCGGAGUUCCAGGAGGAAAAUGACCGGCUACGAAGACUCCUGCAGUUCACCCCGAAGAUAGAAUUAUGUAGAAUGGACUCCCUGCCCUUCUCUCUCUCCGAAGAGGAGGUUCCCUCUGAGCAGCAGCAGGAGAGGAGCCCCAGUCUGGGGGAGGACGAUCCAGAACCCACACAGAUUAAAGAUGAACAGGAGGAACUCAGGACCAAUCAGGAGGAAGAGCAGGAUCGAGCAGUGGAGCCUGAUAUCAUAGAAUUCAUAAUCCCUCCUUCCUGUGUGAAAAGUGAAUGUGAUCAGGAUGAUCCACUCUGCUCUCUUCCCCAAGCCCAGACUGUGGAGAACAGAGAGAGGGAAUGUAAACCAGGGGAUCAUAAAACGUAUUAUAUGACCCACCUAAAUUGUCUGGACUUUCCUUGUGAGCUUCCAAAUAAUGAAACCAAUGCCUCCAGCCAGAGCGCAGUCAUAAGCAGAGACCCAAUGGAACUUGACCACCACCCACCAUGCAGUCACAGACAGAACCUGAACAGGCAUAAACUGGUUCUUACAGGAGAUCAACUAUUUAACUGUGGUGACUGUGGGAAGAACUUCAAUCGCAGAUAUACCCUAAAGCGGCAUAAACUGACUCACACAGGUGAGAAACAAUUUAGCUGUGGUGUCUGUAGGAAAAGAUUCAGUGAGAAGGGGACCUUAACAAAGCAUGAACUUACUCACACAGUAGAGAAACCAUUUAGCUGUGGUGACUGUGGGAAAAGCUUCAAUGAGAAGGGGACCUUAACAAAGCAUAAACUGACUCACACAAGAGAGAAAUUAUAUAGUUGUGAUGACUGUGGAAAAAGCUUCAGUGAGAAGGGGACAUUAACAAAGCAUAAACUGACUCACACAAGAGUGAAAUUAUAUAGUUGUGGUGACUGCGGGAAAAGCUUUAGUCAAAAGGGGACCCUAACACAGUAUGAACUGACUGACACAGGAGAGAAACACUUUAGCUGUGGUGACUGUGGGAAAAGCUUCAGUAAACGACGGAAUCUAAAGCAGCAUAAACUGACUCACACAGGAGAGAAACCAUUUAGUUGUACUGACUGUGGCAAAAGCUUCAGUCAGAGGGGGACCCUAACAAAGCAUAAACUGACUCACACAGGAGAGAAAACAUUUAGCUGUGGUGACUGCGGCAAAAGCUUUAUGUACAGACAUCACCUAAAGCAGCAUGAACUAACACACACAGGAGAGAAACCAUUUCGCUGUGCUGACUGUGGCAAAAGCUAUAUGUACAGACAACACCUAAAGCAGCAUAAACUGACUCACAAAGGAGAGAUCCAGAGAAACAAUUUUGCUGUGAAUGGGAGAAAUCGUCUUGAACUCGUUUGAGGAGUACCCUGAAGACUGAGUGCUGAGGAGUACCCUGGAGUCAACACUAGAGGGUGCUCAUAGAUUGGCUUUACAGAUGGACAAUCAGAGAGACAGAACAGGACCAUCAGCCAAUUGAAUAUAAUACCCAGAUUUUGGCCCUGAUAUAUUGUUUUUCUCUGAAGGAGAGGAACUGGAUGGACAUUGGGUUGAUAUAUUAUAAAACCUACGUCCAGCUUGCUCUGUUACUGCUGCUCUCUGAUUACCAGUCACAGGAAACCUGUUGUUAGGGGAAGUUUAAAGUUCACCUUUGGGGUGAUGUACAAUAAGAUGUCUACAUUACAGCACCUUCACAGCAGACAUAGUUGUUUAUUAAAUGUACAUAGGCCAUUCGGCUUGAUAAUAGUUUGUUAAUUUACCUGGGCCAAGACUGCCACAGUGGCAGAAGUGUUACACACAGACCUGCAAUGUUGCUUUCAUUCUUAAUGAACUCCACAUUAUUCCCUUGUAACCAUAUUCCACUCUGUGGAUUCAUCAGUGUUACUUUCUGUAUUACUUUAAUUCAUUCUAGUAAUGGGUCAUACAUGUAUGUUCCCCGGAAGAAUAUCUAUGUGAAUAAAUGUCAUCGUGCUC